GUCCAUUAUCAUCGUUUGUAUCAUAGCGUAAUAUAUAAUUAUAAACACACGCAAAACGCUCUCUCUCUCACCUUCACCUACCCUCUCUGUCUGUGUUGCGUUUGAUCCUCCAUGGCUACUAUUUCCAGGCUCUCAACUCCGAGCCAAGCCGCCUCUGUAUCCUCUACGUUGAAACCCAGAUCUGCACAGCCUAAGAUCUUGAUUGGUUUCUACAGGAGCAGUGAUUUCAACGCCAAAGUUUCGUCUUCCAAAUUAGCCGUGAGGAGCAACCCAGCUUUGAGGGGCCCUUUGGUUGUCAAGUGUUCCAAUGCUGAUGGAAAUGGAACUCCAGUGAAGAGAACAGUUCUUCAUGAUCUCUAUGAGAAGGAAGGGCAGAGUCCAUGGUAUGAUAACCUCUGCCGGCCUGUUACAGAUCUGCUUCCUCUAAUUGCAAGUGGUGUUAGAGGUGUUACUAGCAACCCAGCGAUCUUCCAGAAAGCAAUAUCAUCUUCAAAUGCUUACAAUGACCAAUUCAGGGAACUUGUUCAAUCAGGAAAAGACAUUGAAGCUGCAUACUGGGAACUUGUGGUGAAGGACAUUCAAGAUGCAUGCAAACUUUUUGAGCCAAUUUAUGAUCAAACAAAUGCUGCCGAUGGUUAUGUUUCUGUUGAAGUGUCCCCCAGACUUGCGGAUGAGACUAAAGGGACUGUAGAUGCUGCAAAAUGGCUCCAUAAAGUGGUUGAUCGGCGCAACGUUUACAUCAAGAUUCCUGCUACAGCUGCAUGCGUUCCCUCUAUUAAGGAUGUUAUUUCGCUUGGCAUAAGCGUGAAUGUGACACUCAUAUUCUCUCUUUCUAGAUAUGAAGCAGUCAUUGAUGCUUACUUGGAUGGUCUUGAAGCUUCUGGCUUAAAUGACCUCUCCAAAGUAACCAGUGUUGCUUCCUUCUUUGUCAGUCGAGUAGAUACCCUCAUUGACAAGAAGCUUGAGAAGAUUGGAACCCCAGAGGCCCUUGAUAUUCGAGGAAAGGCUGCAGUUGCUCAAGCAGCCUUGGCAUACAAGCUCUACCAGAAGAAAUUCUCUGGUCCAAGAUGGGAAGCUCUGGUGAAAAAAGGUGCCAAGAAGCAGAGGCUGCUGUGGGCCUCAACCAGUGUUAAGAACCCUGCCUACCCUGACACCUUAUAUGUUGCUCCUCUCAUUGGACCUGACACGGUGUCAACCAUGCCUGACCAAGCUCUUCAAGCAUUUAUUGAUCAUGGUGCUGUUUCAAGGACAAUUGAUUCAAAUGUAUCUGAGGCUGAAGGCGUUUACAGUGCACUCGAAAAAUUGGGCAUUGACUGGAGCGAUGUUGGCACCCAGCUUGAACUUGAAGGUGUGGAUUCCUUUAAGAAAAGUUUUGACAGCCUGCUCGAUACCCUGCAAGAGAAGGCGAACUCUCUUAAAUUAGUCAGCCUGUGAGCGUCAUGGUUGCUUAUUUGGGGCGAUGCAAAGUUAAUAAAACCCGUGGGGUGCUCAAUCCUGCUGUAAAUGUAGUUGAUGAAUGCACUAUAAGACGAUAAGGAUGUAUUUUGUACGAGUACGUUUAUUAUGUGAGGUUUGAUUGCAUCAUUUUCUGAUUUGUAAAGAUUAGUAAUGAUCUAUAAAAUGUUUCAGUGUUUUGGGGGAA
Molecule: messenger RNA, 1642 nt
Organism: Quercus robur (English oak)
Lineage: Eukaryota; Viridiplantae; Streptophyta; Magnoliopsida; Fagales; Fagaceae
Exons: 7
Coding region: 112-1434 (440 amino acids)
Biological process (GO): pentose-phosphate shunt; carbohydrate metabolic process
Cellular component (GO): cytoplasm; intracellular anatomical structure
Molecular function (GO): transaldolase activity
Source: RefSeq, a predicted model, not a curated record